CGCCCACCGUAAUCUGACAUGACCUUCGGACAACUCGACGAACUAAAAGCUCUUUGCGCACGCGCCCUUGCUGCGAAGAAGCGCUCCGGCUCUGUGCAUCCGCAUGGUGCGACAUGCGGCACACAGCCCCGAAUCUGUGAUCUCAUACUGUGGUGACGGCUGUCGCAUCCGUUCGAACGGCAUGAAGCGUGCUCGGUCAUGCAACGACGGAUAUGCAUCACGAAUACUCGAGGUCGAAGGAUCACUCGGGUGUGUGCAUUGUGUGUUGCGAACUUUGGACUCGAUCAGCCCACACAGUUCCAGACCCGAAUCACUCGUCGUCUCGAGAUCAGAGCUGAUCGGAAGCAAGGCGGACUUGCGGAACAAGAGGAAUCACCGGUUGUGCUUAAGAUAGCGCAACGACAUUGCGAACAGUUGUCUUCGACGAUAGUGGUUUUGCCGUGUGCAAGAUCAUGCGGUUCUUUUGGUGCAGCAUGUGCAUUCGCAUUAGCCUGCUCGUCGACGUUCUGCUAUAUAAACAUGGAGGUCCUGCAUGAAUUCUCCAGCUCACCUCGAGUCGACUUCGUACAGGAUGCCUGCCAAGUUCUCCCUCUUCUUCGUUUCCCUCAUCUCUGUCGCUGUCGCCAGCCCGGCCUUCAAGAACUUCAUUGUUCAGGAGUCCAAGCCUAGUGCACCGGCGGGCUUCGUUAGCCUCGGUCCGGCUGACGAUUCCACUGUCUUGAACAUCCGCAUUGGACUUCCCUCCAGCAACGUUGCUGGUCUCGAGGCUGCUCUCUUGGACGUCAGCACCCCGACUAGCUCCAACUACGGUCACCAUCUCUCCAAGUCUGAGGUAGAUGCUUUCCUUGCCCCGACCAGUGAGGCUUCUUCAGCCGUCAACGCCUGGCUUGCAGCGCACGGCCUGACGGCCACCGCUUCGACCACCGCUGGUGACUGGCUCUCCGUUGCAGUGCCUGUUUCGAAGGCCAACGAGCUGCUGAACGCCAAGUACGAGACAUUCCAGCACACCCAGUCGGGCAAGACCUACCCGCGCACGCUCGAGUACUCCGUCCCCUCCGAGGUCGCCGACUACGUGUUCACCCUGCACCCGGCCACGACAUUCAACAACCCGGUCCCCAUGGCCCCUGUCCUCUCGACCCCGAAGCCCAACGCCAACGUCUCGACCGAUGCGGCCGCGGCCUGCACGUCGAGUGUCUUCCCCGCUUGCCUGCGGACCCAGUACGGCAUUCCCUCGACGCCGGCGACGGAGUCCUCCAACAGCAUCGCUGUCGCUGGAUUCAUCGACCAGUACGCGCAGAAGGCCGACUUGAAGUCCUUCCUGACGAGGUACCGGACCGACAUGAGCUCGUCCACGACCUUCACCCUGCAGACGCUCGACAGUGGCUCCAACCCCCAGGGUGCUAGCAGGGCCGGUAUCGAGGCCAACCUCGACGUCCAGUACACUGUUGGCAUCGCCACGGACGUUCCGAUCUCGUUCGUGUCGGUGGGAGACAACUACCAGGAUGGAAACCUGGGCGGUUUCCUCGACAUCGUCAACUUCCUUUCGUCGGAGAGCACCGUCCCGCAGGUCAUGACCACCUCGUACGGCGAGAACGAGACUGACAUGUCCAAGUCUCUUGCCUUCAAACUCUGCACAGCCUACGCUGCGUUCGGCGCUCGCGGAAGUUCCGUUCUGUUCGCGUCUGGCGAUGGUGGUGUCGAGGGUGGCCAGUCCCAAAGCUGCUCCAAGUACCAGGCUGCGUUCCCUGCCGGAUGCCCCUACCUCACUGCCGUCGGAUCCGUCACUGGCUCUGCUCCCGAGACCGCCUCGACGUUCUCCAGCGGCGGUUUCUCCAACUACUGGGGCACUCCCAGCUACCAAUCGUCCGCCGUCUCCGCCUUCUUGAAGGCACAGGGCAGCACCAACUCUGGACUUUUCAACUCUUCGGGCCGUGGCUACCCAGACGUCUCUGCGCAGGGCGAGAACGUGCAGAUCUACUCUGGCGGGUCUCUGGAAGGUGUCGACGGAACCUCCUGCUCAUCACCCAUCUUCGCCUCGGUCAUCUCUCUCAUCAACGACAAGCUGAUCGCCGCUGGCAACGCCCCGCUCGGAUUCCUCAACCCGUGGCUGUACGCUAACCCGAGCAUGCUCAACGAUGUCACGCACGGCAGCAACCCGGGAUGCGGCCACGCCGGCUUUAAGGCUGUGUCUGGGUGGGAUCCUGUCACUGGUCUCGGAUCCCCCAACUACGCGAAGAUGUUGGCGGCAGCAGGCCUCUAGUAGAAUAACGCCCACUCAAAAACUUGUACUCAUUAAUCAUAUUGGCAAUCAUAUCGGGCGCUGUAUUGGACCGUCACAGAAA
Mycena citricolor is the source of this 2342-nucleotide messenger RNA. The record is from the annotation of a GenBank genome assembly. Lineage: Eukaryota; Fungi; Basidiomycota; Agaricomycetes; Agaricales; Mycenaceae.